Messenger RNA from Rhineura floridana, 2458 nucleotides. It is a transcript of the gene MOSPD2, whose product is annotated as motile sperm domain containing 2. Lineage: Eukaryota; Metazoa; Chordata; Lepidosauria; Squamata; Rhineuridae. The transcript is spliced from 16 exons. Bases 251 to 2164 code for a protein of 637 amino acids. The record is from RefSeq and is a predicted model, not a curated record.
CGAAGGUUUGCGUCUCUAUUGUGGUAGCAGGGAUAGGACGGAAUCACUCAGGAGGAAAAUGCGCGUGGCUGAGAGAGAGAGAGAGAGAGAGAGAGAGAGAGAGUGAGAGUGAGUGAGAGAGAGAGAGAGAGAGAGAGAGAGAGAGAGAGAGAGAGAGAGAGAGAGAGAGAGAGAGAGAGGUGGGGGUUGUGAUUUGUUGGUAUGUGCGCGCGCGCUGCCUAACUUUUUUUUGGGACAAGCUGGUUGGCAGAUGCUGAAGGAAAGGGCGGGGUUUGAUAGUUGUGAGGCUGGUGCGGAGUGUGAUGCGCGCGCGCGCCGUUGGUUGGUGUCAGGUCUUACCUCAACUUGUGUCACGCGCUCGUCUUUUUCUUUCACCCCUGCCUUCCACUCUCGCUGUUGUUCUCUCAUUCGUUUUCCUUGCUCGGUUGCUGCUGUUGCUAAGUCUGGUGCGGGCAGGACCAUGGCGGAUCAGGACACCAGGUCUGCAUUAAUAAGCGAAACCAGAAGGCGUUUUGAGGCAGAAUGUAUACCAGUAAAAAUGGAUAAAUAUGAUCCCAGAGAUGUGGAGAGACUGCAGCAAGAUGAUACUUGGAUUGAUAAUUUCCUAAUAUGGCAUCAUGAUGUUAUGGAUGAUACAUUAAAGAUGAUUGAUGAAAGCUUUCAGUGGAGGAAAGAAUAUGCAGUUCAUGACUUGAGUGAAUCUUCACUUCCAAAGUGGAUGUUUGAUACUGGUAUCGUUUACCUACAUGGUUAUGAUAAGGAAGGCUAUAAAAUGUUUUGGUUCAGGGCGAAGCUUCAUACAAAAGAUCCUAAAACUCAAUUUGAAAAGAAGAAGCUAGUAGCCUUUUGGUUAGAGCGCUAUGCUAGAAGAGAACAUGGGAAGCCUUUGACAAUGGUGUUUGACAUGGCUGAAACUGGACUAAGUAACAUAGACUUGGACUUUGUCCGAUACAUCGUCACCUGCUUUAAAGUUUAUUAUCCUAAUUACCUCACAAAAAUUGUGAUCUUUGAAUUGCCCUGGAUAAUGAACGCUGCUUUUAAACUUGUGAAAAGUUGGCUGGGUCCAGAAGCAGUGAAUUUGCUGAAGGUGACCAAUAAGAAUGAAGUCCAGGAGUAUAUCAGUGCUGAAUAUCUGCCACCCCAUAUGGGUGGGACUGAUACCUUCAAGUAUAGUUACCCUCCAUUGGUUGAUGAUGAUUUUCAAACUCCAUUAUGUGAAAAUGGGCCCAUUACUAGUGAGGAUGAAACCGAAACCAAAGAAGAAAUAGACAUGGAAAACAAAGAGAGUCUAGAUUCUAAUGAAGAACAAGCACCUAAUUCAAAAAAGGCAAAUUUUACAGAACAACCUCCAAAAUCAGAAGAGUAUGAAAAACAAGAUUCCAAAACAAAAAAUGCAAAGAAAGCACUUACCACUUUCAAAGGACCUUUAUUACACAUCAGUCCAGCAGAAGAACUGCAUUUUGGGUCCAAAGAAACCGGAGAGAAGAAAUGCUUGAUCGUUCUAACAAAUGUGACCAAAAAUACAGUGGCAUUUAAGGUGAGAACAACAGCACCUGACAAAUACAGAGUGAAACCAAGUAACAGCAGUUGUGAACCAGGCACAUCGCUAGACAUAAUAGUAUCUCUUCAUGGAGGUUGUGCAGCUUCUCUGCAAGACCGUUUUUUGAUUAUGGCAGCAGAAAUGGAGCAAUACUCUGGAGCAGGAACACAAGAACUGGCUCAGUUUUGGAAGGAGGUUCCCAGAAGCAAAGUGAUGGAACAUAGGUUAAGAUGUCAUGUUAUAGAAAGCAGCAAACCUUCUACUUUAACAAUAAAUGAAAAUGCAUUUAAUAUUCCUGCAAAGACGAAUGAGGAUUUACACUUACAGCUAACACAAUUAUUGCAAGCUAAUAAAAGACUUCGAGAACAGAUUGAUCGCUGUGUCUGGUUCCAGCAAUUGACUCUUUUGUUCAUGUUGCUAUUAGUUGCCAGUACUGCCUUUUGUUUCUACCUGCUGUAUGCUCCAAGGAGGUUCUUAGACUUCACCUUGAAUCCAAAAACACAACCUGUGGCAGUAUCAAAAAUAGGGAUUGUGUUUUUUUUUUGUCCUUGGCAUGGCCCACGGGAAGGAAUAUUACAAAGUGUUAGCGUGUACUCAACAUACUUGUACCUGUGGGUCUUUUGAAAAACACAAACAAAUUUUCCAGCAUCAGUAUUGUGCCUUACCUCAGAAGUGCACCAGUCAAUAUCUGGCAAAAACGAGAGGAAAGUGUCUACACUAUAUUAGUGGUGAGAAACCUCUAGCUCACAGGCCUAUGAGGCUGUUUCCCAAGCCAGGCUGACCUGCCCUACACCUGACAUAAAAUGACAUUAUGAGUUUUGUGUAGACUUAGGGAUGUACAGCGACCACAAGAUUUACCUUCUAUCUGUAGUGGUUGGAAGCAACCCAGUGGCUCAGAUCUGCUCUGUCAUUCCUAUU